This is a messenger RNA of Monoraphidium neglectum, 498 nucleotides long. RefSeq lists its product as hypothetical. Bases 1 to 498 code for a protein of 165 amino acids. Lineage: Eukaryota; Viridiplantae; Chlorophyta; Chlorophyceae; Sphaeropleales; Selenastraceae. The record is from RefSeq and is a predicted model, not a curated record. The transcript is spliced from 2 exons.
AUGCCGUCCCGCGCCGCGCUGCUCGCCGCCGCGCUGUGCGUGGCCGCCGCGGCGCAGCUGCGCCCGGCGGCGGCGCGCAAGGUCUGGGCGACGGUGCCGUACACUGUCAGGGGAUCGGUGGCGCAGCUGGCGAGCACUGGAGCCAAAGGGGGCCUGGAUGUGGGCGGGCAGCUGCUCCUCGACCUUGAGCUUUCAGAGGGCGGGCGCCCAACGGGCCGCGUGUACGGCGCCUGCCGCGCCGUCGCCGCGGCCCCUGGCGGCGGCGUGCGGACGCUCUGCACCAAUCAUUUUGAGUGGGACGGCGGGGACUCCACCAUGGUGGGCCAUGCCUCUGGGGUUUUCAAGGCGGGCAGCGCCUUGGCUUUCAAGAUCAGCAUUGUGGGCGGCAUCGGCAAGUGGCAGGGCGCCCACGGAGAAGAUCUGGAGUUCAAGUUUGACCCAAAAUCGGGCGCGGGCGGCGGCAAGAUCGUGCUGUACUGCCUGGAUGGGCGGUGCUGA